AUGAGAUCAAAUGUUAUAAAAAAUAUUUAACCAUAAAACUCUUAUGAUUUAUAAUAUUAAACUUAUGAUGAUUAGUUGUUAAGUGUUAUGUAGCUUCCAUAUUAAAUACAAUUUAUAAAGUUUGCAGUUGUUUAACUUGAAUCUUUCUUUUCAAUAAAACCAUCAGAAUACUAAUAGCAAUCUUUAGUGUUAGAAAAAGUAAAAUUUGUAAUUUAUGUUAGGUAUGA
Paramecium pentaurelia is the source of this 227-nucleotide messenger RNA. The record is from the annotation of a GenBank genome assembly. NCBI's taxonomy places the organism in Eukaryota, Ciliophora, Oligohymenophorea, Peniculida, Parameciidae.